AUUCUACUUUUUUUGGAACUCUUUGCGCAAUAGUUUUACGAUUGACAUGUUAUUAUGCUCCAGUUUAUUUGAAAAAAUUGAACUGCAUCUCACUCCUGUCCUUGUAUUUUUAUUUGUUGCUCUGCGUUGAAGGGGGCUGGUUGCUCCUUUAUAUGCAUGGGCAAGUAUGUUUCGAUUUAAAUUUGGGCAAAAAGGGUAUCUGACUUUUCCUCCAUUCCUGUCCUUCAAGUAUGAGCUCAUGAUUGUUUCUCUGCUCCCUUGUCCUUGCCCAUCCCCAUCAUAUUCUUUCGUCCACAUUUUUUGACUGUAAAGCAAAUUCCUGUGGGUUCUCCACACUGAUGUCGUAAACAAUAAGUUGUUAGAUGGUUCCUGUCAUGUCCUUGCACUCCAUUCUUGUUUUCUCAGUCUACCCUUAAGUAUUACUACUGGCCCAAUGACCAUCAUCACAAACAGCUUCUCUAGAGCUCACCUGACGUUGCCCCCAGGAUGAAGUCUCCCUCCAUUGCCUUCACAUAUUCUGGCGACAAUGGAGGUUGUAAAACUAAACCCCAAGGUGUUGACUUGGUGGUCAAUGCCCGAGACUUAGGGGGUUUGCUUGCUUUCUCCUAAGAUCUCAGGUGUUCGAAACCUCCUAGGUGGAUUAGUAGAAUGGUCAUUUUACAUUGUAGUAUCAACUUUUGUCCCCUUCAUUUCUUUUGCUUAAUGUAAAGCGACUUUUGGGGUACUUGGGAGAAGUGCUAAGGUGUGCUCUCCUAGUAUCUUGCUACACAGGUAAAAAGAAUCAACCAUGAUACAAGCUUACAUGGCGUAUGCAAUGUCGGUGUUGCUUGGCCGAGCUUUGCCGGAUGUUCACGACGGGUUGAAGCCUGUUCACAGGCGGAUAUUGUUUGCAAUACAUGAAUUGGGCCUGUCAUCACGAAAACCCUACAAGAAGUGUGCAAGAGUUGUUGGAGAAGUUCUUGGUAAGUUUCAUCCUCAUGGGGACACUGCUGUAUAUGAUUCCCUGGUUCGGAUGGCGCAGGAUUUCUCUUUACGCAGCCCACUCAUUCGAGGGCAUGGACAUUUUGGUUCGAUUGAUGCAGAUCCUCCUGCUGCUAUGCGUUACACAGAGUGCAGACUGGAAGCACUUACUGAAGCAAUGCUGUUGGCUGAUUUGGACCAAGAUACAGUAGAUUUUGUCCCAAAUUUUGACAAUUCUCAAAAGGAACCAUCGCUCUUACCCGCUCGAAUCCCAAAUUUGUUGUUGAAUGGUUCGUCUGGCAUUGCGGUUGGAAUGGCUACCAACAUUCCUCCUCAUAAUCUGGGGAAUUGGUGGAUGCUCUCUCUGUCUUGAUUCAUAACCCAGAAGCCAUGCUGCAAGAAUUGCUGGAAUACAUGCCAGGACCUGAUUUUCCAACUGGUGGUCUAAUAAUGGGUACCGCUGGCAUCUUAGAAGCUUAUCGAACUGGGCGAGGACGGGUCGUUGUCAGAGGAAAGACUGAUAUUG
Molecule: messenger RNA, 1486 nt
Organism: Rhododendron vialii
Lineage: Eukaryota; Viridiplantae; Streptophyta; Magnoliopsida; Ericales; Ericaceae
Product: DNA gyrase subunit A, chloroplastic/mitochondrial-like
Exons: 9
Coding region: 788-1333 (181 amino acids)
Biological process (GO): DNA topological change
Cellular component (GO): DNA topoisomerase type II (double strand cut, ATP-hydrolyzing) complex; cytoplasm
Molecular function (GO): DNA binding; ATP binding; DNA topoisomerase type II (double strand cut, ATP-hydrolyzing) activity
Source: RefSeq, a predicted model, not a curated record